Molecule: messenger RNA, 525 nt
Organism: Prorocentrum cordatum
Lineage: Eukaryota; Dinophyceae; Prorocentrales; Prorocentraceae
Source: the annotation of a GenBank genome assembly
GGCGACGACACGCUCGCGAAGGAGGCGCUCACGCGCAGGCAGACUGCGGUCCAGAAGGUAAACGAGCUGGAGUUGCAGGCCUCCUCCAUGGCCGAGAACGUGGACCGGCUCUUCGACUCGGUGAAGGCCCUGGAGGAGAAGAUCGUCCAGGCGAAGGAGGAGAAGGAGCAGCUCAUCGCCCGCGCGCGCACGGCCCAGACCACGUCCAAGGUCAACGAGAUGCUGUCGGACGUCAGCUCCUCCAGCGGAGCUGGUGCGUUCGACCGGAUGAAGGAGAAGGUGGAGAUGCUGGAGACCCGCGCGGAGGUGUCCCAGGGCAUGCUUCCCGGGGCGAAGGCUCCUGGCAGCCUCGAGGACCAGUUCAAGCAGCUCGAGGCCGGCAACGCCGUCGACGACGAGCUGGCCCGCCUGAAGGGCAAGAGAGCUCUGCCCGCGGGCGGCGGCGCGCCCGCAGGCGGCGGGGCCGUGGACCCCCUGGAUGCCGAGCUCGAGGCCAUGAGGAAGAAGCUGAAGGACUCGAAGUGA